Daphnia pulex (common water flea) is the source of this 1957-nucleotide messenger RNA. RefSeq names its product CXXC-type zinc finger protein 1-like. Bases 167 to 1879 code for a protein of 570 amino acids. Gene Ontology annotation, biological process: positive regulation of DNA-templated transcription. The record is from RefSeq and is a predicted model, not a curated record. The transcript has 12 exons. NCBI's taxonomy places the organism in Eukaryota, Metazoa, Arthropoda, Branchiopoda, Diplostraca, Daphniidae. Gene Ontology annotation, cellular component: Set1C/COMPASS complex. Gene Ontology annotation, molecular function: zinc ion binding; DNA binding.
CACUCAGCUCAGCUUGUUGACAGAUCACAAUUCGACAACAAGGAAAGAAAGACACUUUUUAAAAAGAGUUGAAUCCGCACGUUAUUGAAUCAAAUUUCGCUAGUAUCAAGAACUUUUAGUAAUUCACCGUUUCAAGUUGUUUGAUUAUCUAACCUACCUCCUAAAAAUGUCGAAAGAUUACAUAUCAAAACACCAUACAUUGCCGGAGAGGCAAUCUAAAAUUGACCUUAUGAUGAGGCAAGAAGAACAUGGUCUUGAAGAACAACUUUACUGCAUCUGCCGUAGUUCUGAUGCUAGUAGAUUUAUGAUUGGUUGUGACUAUUGUGAAGAUUGGUAUCAUGGAGACUGCAUAGAUAUUACUGAGGAAGAGUCCCGCUUCAUAAAAAAGUUCUUCUGUCCAAAAUGUAGACAAAGGGAUCCCAGUUUGACAAUCAAGUACAAACAAAAGAAAUUAGAACAGGCAGGAAAGGAAGAGGCAGCAAAAAAAGCAAAGAAACGACAGGAAAAGAAGGAAUCUACUCCACAAUAUCCCCAUUGUGGUGAAUGUAUCGCUUGUUAUCGAGUAGAUAACUGUAACAAGUGUGACGCCUGUAAAGGGAAAUCUCGUCAACAAUGUAAAUAUCGAGUCUGUCUUACCUUCGCCCCAAAGCAGAAGAAAGUCGAGAUAAAAUCUGAAGAAGAUGAGCCUGUGGUAAAACCUGUCCUGAAAGAAGCAAACUAUUCCGACGAUGACGUCUGGGAGCCAAGUCUUCGGAAAGAGAAACCUCCUGUUCCAGCCCCUAAACCAUCUCGACAUUCAACCAAUAAAAAGGAAAAAACAAAGGGGAGAUACCGUUCCUCUGCGACUACUGGGGAACAUCGCCGCAGAAAGAGAAUUACGUCGUCGACAGAUUCUGGAGGUGAAAGCGAAGUUGAAAAAUCUCCGGCUCGGAAUAAACAAAAAGUUAUCCACUGUUAUGGUCCCCAAUGCAUCAACGCUUCCCGACCUGGAAGUAAAUAUUGCAGUGACCAAUGUGGUCUCAAAUUGGCUACUACUCGUAUUUAUCAGAUUUUGCCUCAACGCAUUCAAGAGUGGGGCUUAACACCUUGUAUAGCCGAAGAGAAGAACAAGAAAGAGUUGGAACAAAUUCGUAAACAGCAAACCGAUGCCCGUGAAGCUUUGGAAGAACUAGAUCUCAAACAAAAGGAAUUGGACGUAAUAACAGCAAAGGCGAAAAAAUUUACAGUAGACAUAAACUCUGACGAUGAAGCAGAUGAAGGUGGAGACGGCGAAACGGAAUCGGCCACUGUUCAGUGCGUUACUUGCGGCAUCGGUGUUACACAAACCAAUGCCAUUCGGCACAUGGAGCGAUGUUUCAACAAAUACGAAAGUCAAACUUCGUUUGGUUCAAUCUUCCAAACGAAGAUAGAAGGCAACAACAUGUUUUGCGACUUUUACAAUCCAAAUAACCGAACUUACUGCAAACGACUUCGUGUUCUAUGUCCGGAGCAUUGUAAAGAUCCCAAGGUCAAUGACACUGAUGUAUGCGGGUAUCCGUCGGUACGGAACGUCUUUGAUGAAACUGGCGAAUUCUGCUUGAUUCAGAAGAAAAAGUGCGUCAAGCACAACAAUUGGGAGAAGCUAAGAAGAGCCGAGAUUGACAUGGAAAGAGUUCGCCAGUGGCUGAAACUCGAUGAACUAUUCGAAAAAGAACGUCAAAUCCGAACUGCCAUGGCGCAGCGCGCUGGACUUUUACCGCUCAUACUUCAUUCAACUUUCAAUCAUGAAUUAAUGCAACAACAGCAGCAACAGUACGCUGGUCAAACUGGUGUUACCUCGGACAGCUCUGAGGCCUAUGCAGCAGCCAAUAAAAAACUUGCCAUGGAAGACGAUACUUAAGGUUGAUUUUGUUUACAUCAUGUGAGGAAUAUCUCCGAACCUAUUGUGGUGAUAAUAAAUUUCAUUGAUUGAUUGUUA